AUGGCUUUCAAGUUCGUUCUCUUCGCCGCUUGCGUAGCAGUUGCCAGAGCUGGAGUCGUCAGCUCUCCAUUGGCUUACUCCGCACCUUUUGCUGCACCUUUAGCUUAUGCUGCACCCGUAGCCCAUGUAGCUAAAGUAGCUGCACCACUUGCCAAAGCAGUAAUCGCUGAAGACUACGACCACAAUCCCCAAUACUCUUUCGGUUAUGACGUACAAGACAGUUCUUAUUCUUUGACUGAUCCCGAUGGCACCCGUCGUACCGUAGAUUACUCUGCCGAUGACGUCAACGGUUUCAACGCUGUAGUCCGCAAAGAACCAUUGGUAGCCAAAGCCGUAGUAGCCGCCCCAGCAGUAGCUAAACUCGCAGCUCCAGCAGUAGCUUAUGCCGCACCUGUAGCUAAACUCGCAUCCCCAGCUAUUGCUUACCAUGCCCAUCCUGCUCCUGCUCUCGCCUACUCUGCCCCCUUAGCUAAAUAUGCUGCUCCAUCUUUAGCCUACACUGCUCCAGCAGUAGCCAAAUACUCAUACGCAGCUCCAGCUCUCUCCUACUCCACAUAUUCUGCUCCAGCUGUAUCUUACGCCGCUCCAGCAGUGUCAUACGCUGCUCCAGCUGUUUCCUACUCUGCACCAGCUGCUUUGGCCUACCACGCUGCCCCCGCUCAGUAUGCCUACACAAGCAGUUUGGUUCACUAA
Messenger RNA from Diabrotica balteata, 693 nucleotides. NCBI's taxonomy places the organism in Eukaryota, Metazoa, Arthropoda, Insecta, Coleoptera, Chrysomelidae. The record is from the annotation of a GenBank genome assembly.